AUGACUAAUCGUUACUCUAGGACUUUUCUUUCUCUCUCUCUCUCUCUCUCUCUCUCUCUUUCUCUAGAAUCUCUCUCUCCUCUCUCUCUCUCACUCUCCCCUCUCCCACCUCUCUCUCUCACUCUCUCUCUCCCAUCUCUCUCACUCUCACACUCCCCUCUCUCUCUCAACUCUCUCUCUACUCUCCUCUCUCUCCUCUCUCCCUCUCCAUCUCCUCUCCUCUCUCCAUCUCUCUCUCCUCUCUCUCUCUCCCUCUCUCUCUCUCUCUCCUCUCUCCUCUCUCCCCUCCCUCUCUCUCUCUUAUCUCUCUCUCUCCCCUCUCUCUCUCUCUCCCCUCCCCUCUCUCUCUCUCCUCUCUCCCCUCUCUCUCUCUCUCUCUCCUUCUCUCCUCUCUCUCUCCUUCUCUCCCUUUCUCUCUCUCCCUCUCUCUCUCCCCUCUCUCUCUCUCUCCCUCUCUCUCACUCUCUCUCCCCUUUCUCUCCCCUCCCCCUCUCUCUCCCCUCCUCUCUCUCUCCCCCUCUCUCUCUCUUUCUCUCUCUCUCUUUCCCCAGCUGUGGAAAUAAUAAUUUGGUACCAGACCGCGAACCAUUUUGUAUCGGGCCGCGGAUCGUCAUUUUUGGAUUUUGCUACCGGGUCGCUAAUCCAAUUUGGUACCGGACCGGAACCAUUUUGUAUCGGGCCGCGGAUCAUUUGCUACCGGGCUUUGGACCAUUCUCUAAAGGUCUUUCCUUUUGGUAUCAGACCGCGAACCAUUUUGUAUCGGGCCGCGGAUCAUUUUAUACCGCGCCGGUAUUUUGCUACCGGGUCGCUAAUAAUUUGGUACCAGAUCGCGAACCAUUUUAUAUCGGGCCGCGGAUCAUUUGCUACCGGACUUUUGGACCAUUUAAACCGGCAUUCUUCAAUUUUUGGUACCAGACCGCGAACCAUUUUGUAUCGGGCCGCGGAUCAUUUUCUACCGGGCUGUGGACCAUUUGCUACCGGGUCGCUAAUAAUUUGGUACCAGACCGCGAACCAUUUUGUAUCGGGCCGCGGAUCAUUUUCUACCGGGCUGUAGACCAUUUGCUACCGGGUCGCUAA
Acanthosepion pharaonis is the source of this 1077-nucleotide messenger RNA. The record is from the annotation of a GenBank genome assembly. NCBI's taxonomy places the organism in Eukaryota, Metazoa, Mollusca, Cephalopoda, Sepiida, Sepiidae.